CCACCAUGCCCAGCUAAGUUUUUGUAUUUUGAGUAGAGACGGGGUUUCACCAUGUUGACCAGGAUGGUCUCGAUCUCUUGACCUUGAGAUCCACCCGCCUCGGCCUCCCAAAGUGCUGGGAUUACAGGUGUGAGCCACCGUGCCCGGCCCUAGAUUCUUAUAAGGAGCGCACAACCUAGAUCUCUCGCACAUGCAGUUCACAAUAGGGUUCGAGCACGUAUGAGAAUCUAAUGUCCCCAUGAUGACAGGAGGUGGAGCUCAGGGCUAUUCGUACUAUAAUCACUUCCCUCCUUUGUCAGCACAUUAUUAAAGAGCUGAUCGUGUUAGACCAGAAAAAAAUGGCCCUGAGAGAGUUGGAGAGAGGGAUCCCUUUAUUUGUAGAUAGAGUCUAGAGGGAGUCAAGAGGCCUAGGUCCAGGCCAGGAUUCUCCACCACUGGCUAUCUGUAGGAAAGCCAUUCAACCCUCAUCAUCAGCUGAGCAGGUUGGACCAGAUUAUUAUUAUUAUUAUUAUUUUUUGCCAAUCAGUUUGAGCUUAUGAGGUUGCUCAGGUUAGCCUUGAACUGAUGACCUCGCCUUCGUGAGCGCCAUGACCUCCGGCGGGAGCCACUUUGGACCCCAGGACCAGAUUAUUUUUAAAGACCUGUGUGGCUCCUGAAAUCUAUGGUAGCUGCAGGUAUCAAAGAUAAGAUGUCUUACCUGACUUGAUGGCUAAACUAAUGGCUUGCCAGGUCUAGGGAUGACCUGUAAGGUAUUAGAGAUGUCACAGGAUAACGAAGUUGGUAGUGGUAUUUUGAGCCGUUUGAUGCAAAUCUGCAGGAUCAACAUGUGCAAUCUACAAGAAGCCUUCUCUCCUGCUUAAAGGCUGGGCUGUGCAUAGCCAAGAGCCUUAUGUCUUUAUUUUUCCCUUGGUGUCCUUUCUCGUCCACCUUCCUUUGAUACUACCCUGUCCCCAGUCCCACUCAGGGUCAAAAGCAUUAGAGAGAGCAGUGGAAUGAGCCCUGCUAAUUUAGGAGCUCCUGCCCUCUGCUCUGGAGCCCGGAGGGCAGAUACGGGAAGAGCAGAUAGGUUCCACUCUUUCUUCUCAGGUACCUCUCUUCAUUUUUUUCUCCUUUGCCCUUCCUAUAUCCUUCAAGCCCUUACCUCUACAACGAUGAAGAACUGUCUCUCACAGGAAACCCAUUUCAACUGAAAUUAGGGGAACCUUCUGCAGCAUUUCAACUGAAAUUAGGGGAACCUAAGAAUCGUCAUUCUGAGUCAGAUCUGUGCCGGAGUGAAAGUAACACGUUUCUUAGAAGUGUGGUUGUUUCAGUGCUCUCACUGUAUUUCCUCUGCUCCCUCUUACGCUCUUCUCAAUCUGAAUCUUCAUGGGAAACAUACAGUCAUGACACUUGGAAUUUUUAGCAUUUGGAGUCAUACAAUUGUUUUCCACAGGAGGAAAAAACUGAAGAGGGCAGAAGAUAUAUUACCCCACCCCAUAUACACGUGUGCAUGUGCGCACACACACAGACACCACUACUUCUAAGACUGAAAUUGUAUCUAAAUGAAAUAUCUUUUUUUUUUUUUUGCUGAAUUUCCAUAGGAUCACAAAGUUGGAAGGGACCUUGGAGGUCCAAUGCAAACACCCCUCAGUGCGUAACUCCACUCUGGAACGUCACUAUCAGAUGUUCAUCAAGCCAUGGUGUUCUAGAGACAGUCCAUUCUCUCUCCCUUUUGAAAAAUUUCUAAAUUUUUGAAAAUAAUAUGUGGGAUAAGUUUCCUCCAGAGCAUUCCCACUUUAAUAAUUUUAUUGACAACUUUGUGAGUAACUGAUAUAUUAGAAAUUGAAGGUAGCAAGAAAUGAAGUGGAAGAAGAAAUAAACUAAUAUUGACAUCAAAUUAAGUGAAUAAAUACAGCUUUGGGUAGAAGAAUUUCCUAGGGGUGUGAGAAUGGUGGGAAGGCAGAAAGAAGUCACAGUUGUCUCCUUCAACAAGUUUAAGAUCCAGAGAGCAGAUUAGGAAUAAACACUUUAAAAUGUAAAAAGCCAAAGCACAUGCAAAUGCCAUUCAAGCAGACAGUUAAAAAGCUGUCUCUCAUUGUCUCUAGUUAAUUGCUAAAUGAAAGUGUUGAGAGUUUGGAAGAAGGAAAGACACGAGUGGGUUUUGGUCGGAGGACGUGGAUGUUGAGGUGGGUAGAACCCAAGUGAGUAGGACUGAAACGGUCAUUCCAGGAACCAGACAGUAGCCUGGAGAGGGUGACGACUCAGAAGUUCAAACUAUUUUGUGGAACAAAAGCAGAAAAUUGAGUGUGCUGCAUGUGGAGGGUUUGGGGAAGAAAUUUGCUUAAAUAAAUGAGGUUGGGGGGCAGGCCCCCACCCACCAACCCAAAACUCUGUUGGUUGUCAGUAUGAAGACGUGGGGGAAAGGACAGGAGCAAAAGUUGCUGAUCCCAGGUUCAUCAAGCUGAGGAGAAAUUUUGGUGGGAGGAAGCCCGGAAAAUGUGACAGCGUUUGACAGGUGCUCAGCUGGGCUUUCCCCAGGCAUCGCAUUCUGGCAGCGUGUUGAUUAAUUCCAUCCACCUCAACGCAGGAAAUCAGCUUGGCUGCUGAGUAAGUGAAAGUCUGCACGGAACCCUGAGGAGCUGCCGCCAGCCCGCAGUUGCAAGGACAGGCCACGCCCACAGAGGCUGCUGCCAAAUGUUGGCAAAGAAUAGCCUCAGUUUCCUACUGUUCUCUUCAUCCUGAUGCUUGCCAAUGAACCUUCCAAAGUAGAAAAAUAGGGACAGUUAUUAGCUAUGAGGGAGUGAAGCUCUGAGAUUUAAGACAUUAUUACUGUUUUUUAAAAAUCCCAAUAGCCUUUCAAGGAUACUUGAGUCUCAAUUUCUGUUUCAGAAAAUGUAACGUGUUCGGUGAACCUCACUGCAAUUUUAUGGGAAGUUCAUUCGGCAACUUCCCUAAUGUUCCUUAACGAGGUACAUCCCAGACUCUCAAGUGAUAUGAAUCGUUUAGGCAUCUUGUGAAAAUGUAGCCUGAUUGAGUAGGUUUGGGAUGGGGACUGGAGAGUCUCCAGUUUUAACAAGGUCCCGGGAAUUAACAAGCUAGAUGCCGCUAUUCCCAGAACCAAACUUUGAGCAGUAAGAUUCUCCUAGAAUGCAGGAUUGAGGGGUAAGAAAGAGCCAAAUUUCUCAUUCCAAAACUUGCUCUAUCCAUAUGUGCUGCCUCCCUUCUGGAGGCUGUUGUCCCCCUGCAUGUGUAUAUACCUAUAAAACUUUGUUCCAUGUAGACGUCAUAAACCUGUUUUGUAUGUGAAGAGGUUUACCUUAGACAUGGAAAUAAUGGAAGAGAAUUAAAGAAUUAAAGCACAACAUAGACACUGAAACAAUUGGAAUAUGAGGCUCCUGACCCAGUUCCCUGGUCGUCUCAGCUACUAGGAGAUUCUGGCUAGCAGCUCUCCUCAUUUCUCUCUUCUCUAGGGUUAACUAAUAUUCCUAUUAUAAUUAUUUUGAAGCCAAGGUCUUGCUCAUUUGCCCAGGCUGGAGAGAAGUGGCAGGAUCAUGGCUCACUGAAGCCCUGACUGCCUAGCCUCAAGAGAUUCUCCCACCUCAGUAGCUGGGACUAUAGGCACAUGCCACCAUGCCCAGCAUUAAAAAAAAUUUUUUUUUGUAGAGACGAGGGUCUCUGUUGCCUAGGCUGGUCUUGAACUCAUGGCCUCAAAUGAUCCUCCCACCUCAGCCUCCCAAAGUGCUGGGAUUACAGGCAUGAGCCACUGUGCCUGACAUUUUUUAUGUGUAGCAAUUUCUCUCUCUUUACCCUGGAAUAGGCCCUAUCUUUGCACUUCCAAAAAGGUAAGUUCUCUGCAAGACAGAAGUGCCAUCUGGUCUGACAUAAAAUUCGCAGCUCUCUUAGAAGGAGAAAACUGUUAUGGCAAAAAUAAUUUUUUGGUAGUGCUUUAAUUUUUCUUCCUCUCAGCACAGAGACUGGUACAGAGUGAGUGAGUGAUGUUUUUGCUAACAAAUAUAUAAAACUUGAAUGCAAAAGCCUUCACAGGUCUACAGGACGGAUUCAGAAUUGAGAGGUCCCUCAUGCGAUCUGGAACUUUGUCCAGUGACUUAAACCGCAUUCCACCCAGGAUCCUCACACAGCACUCUGGGAAAAGUCCUUUCCUACGUCUCUUUUUCUCCUUACUUUUCUUUCUCAGCUUUUGCUUCUGAUCCCCUUCUUUCACUGUCCUCGCUCCCAGCUCGUUUUUCACCAGAAGAUCAGAAAUUGCAUACUUUGAGAAAGAGAGAGAGAAUAAAUAAGAGACAACUAUAGAGACAGAAGGGAAAGGAGGACUUCUGUGUUUUGUUUACCUAAGCCCCAAGUAAUUUCUACUUAUACAAAUAUUGGCAUAUGAAGACCCUAGCACCAGCCUGGGCAAAUGAGCAAGACCUUGGCUUCAAAAUAAUUAUAAUAGGAAUAUUAGUUAACCCUAGAGAAAAGAGAAAUGAGGAGAGCUGCUAGCCAGAAUCUCCUAGUAGCUGCUGAGAUGACCAGCUUUUUCAUCUGACAAAUGAUCAUUACUUUUUUUUUUUGAGACAGGGUCUUGCUCUGUUGCCCAGACUGGAGUGCAGUGGCACGAUCACAGCUCACUGGAGCCUUGACCUCGUAGUUAAAGUGAUCCUCUCAUCUCAAUCUCAACCUCCUGAGUAGCUGGGACUACAGGGGUGCACCACCACAGCCAGCUAAUUUUUGUAUUUUUCUAUAGAGACAAAGUCUUUCCAUGUUGCCCAGGCUGGUCUCCAACUCCUGAGGUCAAGCUAUCCACCCACGUCGGCCUCCCAAAUUUCUGGGAUUACAGGCAAGAGCUACCACACUCAUACCUACUCAUUACAUUUAGAAAGGAGGGUUAAUUUCUAUGAAUUGUGAUUUUGUGGAGUUGUUGGUGAAUAUAGUGACAUUGUGACUGUAUUCACUGACAUGGUGUUGGUGAAUAUAGCUUUCUUAGAGCUUUAGUUCUUGCUCCCUGAUGAUUGAGGAGCUGAAGAUUUGUUUCUGAUUAAUUUCUAGAGCUCUCUCAAAAACUUAGUAAACUUCUCAUCUGAGUCAAUUCUUUUUUUUGUUUUGAGAUGGAGUUUUGCUCAAUUCUUUUUGAGGCAUAAUUCCUAGAAUAUUUCUAUUUCUUUGUCUCUUCAUUCCUAUAACUCUCUCUUGAUUUGAUGGCAGAUUACUAGAACUAUAGGUUUAUACUUUUGAGUCUUUUUAUCCAAUUAAAAAAGGUUUCCAGAUGUUUCAUUCUAAUUCUUGCCCUUUAGUAAUUGACUUGGUUGAAAGGUUUUAUCUUGCAUUUCUCCUUCAAAGGCAUUUUGAAUCUUCUCUUUUACCCUUGAGGGAUAGAAACAGUUAUUUUUUAUUUUUUAAUUUUUUUGCACCUUUACAGGGCCUGAAUUUCUUUCCUUUGUUUUUUUUUGAGAUGGAGGCUUGCUCUUGUUGCCCAGGCUGGAAUGCAGUGCUGUGAUCUUGGCUCACUAAAACCUUUGCCUCCAGGCUCAGGCUCAAGCGAUUCUCCUGCUUCAGCCUCCACAGUAGCUGGGAUUACAGGUGCCCACCGCCAUGCCUGGCUAAUUAGGGUUCUGAAUUUCUGUACGCUCUUCAUUUCCUUUCAUUUUUGUUUAUUAACCUGCCAACUCUUUCCUGAGCGCAUCUUUUUUAGGUGUUACCUUGCCAAAUGCAGACAAUAGUAUCCAAACACACGCGACUAACAUUCUGUUUUCUAAUCUCUUUCUCUAGAGCUUCAAGUUUAUUAGGUACAAGAGCUGCCUCUCAAAUCAUUGCAGGCAGUGGGUUAACUAAAUGUGUUGCCAUUGUAGAGCACGGGUUAUCAUUUAUCCAGCCUACAAUUUUAUUGCCAUUAUUACAUGUCACCUGACCACUGUUUCAUGGCUUUUUGUUAUGGUAGCUCUUCACUUCAAGGCAUGAAUUUCCGUAGCUAAAGAUAUACUGUCAUGUUGCAGUAGCAUAUCUUGAUUAGAUGCACUUUUUUUCUUUUUGAGAGAGGGUUUUACUCUGUAACCCAGGCUGGAGUGCAGUGGCACUAUCUCUGCUGACUGCAUCCUCAACCUCCCAAGUAGCUGGGCUCAAGUGAUCCUCUGGCCCCAGCCCCCCAAGUAGCUGGGACAACAGGUGUGCACCGCUAUACCCAGCUAAUUUUUUUUUUUUUUAAUAGAGGUAGGAUUUUGCCAUGUUGCCCAGGCUUGUCUUGAACUCCUGGCCUCAAAUAAUCUGUCUGCCUCGGCCUCCCAGAGUGUUGAGAUUACUGGCGUGAGCCACCAUGCCUGGCUAGAUGUACCUUUUUAAAAUGAGAAUAAAACCUUUUAAAAGUUGGAUUUGUAAAACUAAAUGUGUAUCUUUAUAUUUUCAUUAUUCCCAGUAAUCUCAUGUUAUUAUCUUAUUGGUUUAUAUGUGUGUGUUCACUUUUUCCCACAAUUAUUUUAACCUCAUUAAGGUAGAGACUGUAAUAGUAUAGUCUAUUACCUGUGAUAGUAGCCCCAAGAAAAUGUAUCAUUGCUCCAAGCACAUAUGAGGUCAUGAAAACAUCUUGCUGAUUUGGAUGUUUGAUGAACUAUACUAUUUUACCACAUUUGAGGCUGUGUGUAGCUCAUUGCUGAGGCAACAGAGUCUUCUGGUAUCUCUUUUUUGUGGGGCUCGUGGAAUUGGCUGUAGUGGUCUAGCUGUCAGUGUAUUGAAUAAUGGCCCCAAUGCAUUAUUGAAACUCUUAAAGCUGGUGUCAGCUUAGAUCAUGAGUGGUACAGAGCCAGUCAGUGAAGGGUUCCACCAUAGUCAGUGUGUCCCAUCAAAUGUUCAUUACUGUGUCCCUGGUGUUAGGACAUGAUUUACAUUAUAGGAAGGGCUCAGUGAAUGUUAGAUGAGAAAAGGAUCUGGAUCUGUUGAUUCAGUUUGAACUCAGUGAUAGCCAGUUACUAGUUUGGCAUCCUGAUAAGACAGUUGUUUUUACCUCAAGGGGGAAAACUGGGACUGAAUUUAGUAAAGGUCAGUGUGGCCUCCUGCUUACAUGAAGAACCAUUUUGUUCCCUGCACCCCCUGCAAUCCAGCAAAUCCUCUUGUACUGAAUUAGGUACUCUUAGUUCCAACUGAUUUAUUCAUUCUUUCUUUCAGGAGAGCUGGCAUAUUCUUCUGUGCAUUGAGGUAUGGCAUUGAAGAUAAUGAGUGACUCAAUCCAGUCAAUUUAGUACACACUUAAAGGUCUAUUGCACAUGUUGCUUUGGGAGCAUGAGUUAUACAAGCAAAGAGGAGAACGUAGCUCUUGAUUUCAUGGAGCUAGCUUCUCUGCACAUGGAAGGUCACACCUGGGGAGACCUUGAAAAUUUUCCAUAAGAUGGGCUUAGGGGCUUCAGUCUGGCAGAAGGAGUUGGCUAGGGGACUUGAGUCUGUCUUUGCAUAGAAGACACUGUGUUUUUUUUUGAGAAUGUGUAUUUGGAGAAGGAAGCUGGUAGAGAUUAUUGGGAGGUGGGUAAAGUUACCCAAAUAUAUAAAGACCCCAGGGAUCUCUCCUAAAACAUGUCUGUGAGGGAAAGAUACAUAAAGCAUCAGCAGAAGAGGUUUAGGAAGGGAACAAUGCCUGAGAGGAUAAUUUGAGGAAGUCUUUGUGUAGAAGUUACAUUUCUGGCUGUUCCUGAGAGAGGUACAGAGGACUGCACAGGCAUGGAGGGGAGCAGGGUGGAUGGAAGGCCUGUGAUCACAGAAUUUUGAUCAGUGUUGGAGGGCCUUCCAAGGAACCUUUGAACAACUCUUCACCAUUUUCUUCACCUGAAGAAAAUAGAGAGAAAGUUGUUCUAAUGUGCUGAGCUAGAGGAAAAUAACUUUGCCCUGCUAGAAUGUGUCCUGCCUUGUGAAAAGAUUGUAAUUUUACCCGAUCUUAAUGGACAUAAAGCAAGUUACUAUUUUUGGGGGGAUGUCUGUGUAUCUUAGGGCACAGUGCCUGACAUGUAGAAUGUGUUUAACAAAUAUUUGACAAUUUGAACUGAACUGAGAUGAAUUAACUUUUUGCAGGUCAUUUAAAAUUACACGUCAGAGCAUUUAAAGGUUUCUCUUUUUUUUCUUCAAAAAUUAGAAAAAACAUUUACUGUUUCUUGUUAAAAUACAGUGCUCUCAUGAGAAAAGUGUGCAAAAAGAGCCUUCCUACACCCUGGGCUUUUUCACUUAUCCCAGCAGGCUGGGACUGUCCUCACUGCAUAGGAGGAAAAGUUCUUUACCUACUUCUGGGAAAUUAGGCACUUUACUCUAGUUUUACUUUUAAUUACUUUCAUGUGUAAAAAAAAAGGCAAAAUCCAACAGCUAAUGGGUUAUCUCUUCCUAGGCAUAUAUGCCCAGUCCACUUGGACACAGACGUGGACCUCAAGUCCACCUCCCCCCAUGUGCAGCCCAGAAUUAGGUGGCACCCUGGAAAUCAAGUGGGUGUUCCUGGCUAGGGAUUGAAGAACAUCUCAGCUCCUGGUCAGCUGGUUGAAAACAUGCAAAGUGUCUCCAGUGAGAAGCUAAGAUUACCUCUUUAAUGAGAAACACUUUGGGUGUGGUGGGGCCAGAUGUUAACAGGCAGGCAGCAUUCUUGCCACAGGUAGUAUCUGGUCUAGAAGCUAAUAGAUCCCCAAAUCCUCUUAAGGUCCCUUACAUUGACAAGAAUGAAUUCAAGUUUCAAAACGACACCCCCAAGUUAUACAAGGUAGAGGAUGUCAUUAAGACAAUAGUCUCACCAAGUCCAUGAGAGCUCUGAUCCCACCAUCUCCCUUCCCUCACUCUCCAAGUCUGCUUAGUUCUGCCCGCUACUCUUCCUUCUCAGCAACAGUUCCAGUAUCCAGAAGUCUUGAGCAGCCUUCAGCCUCACAAGUUGGGCAUGACCCAAUUGAGAAACUUCAUGGCAACAUCAAGGCCAAGGAAACAGGCUGCAUUGGUGGGGAACGCUCAGGUCAUCACUGCAUCAACAAGGACGUGCUUCCUUCAUCCCAGAUUAUCUCCCUCAGCACAUCUACAGAACUGUUAGGAUAUUUCCUAGGAGAUUCAGUCUGGAAGGGAGACUUGAGCACAUCUUGGGGGACUGCCACAGCCCAGUUGAAGAUUCCUGCUAUGCCCCAGCCACCAGGAUUCAAGGCACACUGAGCUCACUGACCCUCUUUCCCUCCGGAGUGAAGAUAUUUUUUAGUUAUUCAUAUGUCAUGAAAUAUAUUCCACUAGCUGGGACAUCUCACAUAAGGGUAAGCACAGUCCCUUCAUAGAUGCCUUGGAUCCCAAACUCAUGGUACAGCUUCUUUGCAUAGUUCAAGGUACCAGUGUACGUGGUUUCCCCUGAAGAAGCCUGAAACGGUAACAAGCACUUGAUGGGUUCUCCAGGGAUCAUGAUGCCUGUGGUCCAUGUACCAGAUAACAUCCCAGCUGCAAAUAGGGGGGGAUAUCUGAGCAUAUCCUCUGGGUGUUUCUGUUGUAGUUUCUUCCCCAAACCAAACCCAGAGAAGCACACAGCAAACAUGGAGGUGACCCCGAUGAUAGGGGCAGCCAUUCCUUGAUACAGCUCCAUGGUGCCCUGUCUAAGAGUUAUCGGGAGACUGUCAAAGAUCCCAGAGUACAGGGGAGGCUGUCCUGACUAACUCAGUGGUUGUGUCUGCAGUUGGACCUUGGCAGUGUCCAGAGGGUGCCCCAUGAACACCAGGCACAAGGCACCAAAGCCUCUAGCCAGCAGGUUCUCGAGCGGGCUGAUGGGCUUUGGUGGGUUGGCCAUGGUCAGUCUGCCUGUCCCUCAUUAUGUUUUCCUGGGCUGUCCUGGCUCGGCUGUCCUGGCUCUGCUGCCCCAGCUGCAGUGCCAGGGCUGCCAACCUUGCAUUUAAAGGCUUCUACUUGCUAAUUCAUUUUGGUUAAAAAAAAUCAUUCUCAGAGAUAGCCAAGGUAAUAGGCAUUUAUGUGUUGUAUGAAUGUGAUGUUAUAUAUAUAUCAAAGCAAAAUUUUUAAACUAAUUUACUACAGAGAUGAACCAAGUUAGAAAUUGUUGUCAAAUCUUUUUUUUCUUCCACAAAUUGCCCACACCCUUGUCACGCACCAUAUGUUCCACUUUCUAGUCAUGCAAUAUGUAUCAUAAUUUAAAUGGGAGAAAUCUCAUCCUUAGAGGAAACUUGGUACUAAACUAGAGAACUAUCUUUAGCAGUUUUGUGGGCAAUGGGUGGAAGUAGGGUAGGAGGAAAUAAAAAUUUAGUCCUUUUCCUGUCAUCCCUUUCUUUAGGGUCCCCUUUGGUUCCCCUUCAGGAAAUGGAAUUAACAAACAAACAAAAAAAACCCCCAUGCAUUCAUCAGUAACUCUGGGUCAACCACAACUUAAAGGCAGUAAGCAGGUCAUUCAAAAUGGGCAGUGAUUGCUAUAAAACGAACAGGUACUCUCAUUGAUAGAACACAGGCAUACACAGGAAAAUACAUUCACAGAAAGAGCUUCCUGUACAAAGCAAGCAUCCAGCGCAAGAUGACAGUGAAGAGCCUACAUGUCACAGCCAUGGUGAAGUACUUGCUGCUGUUGAUAUUGGGGCUUGCCUUUCUGAGAGAGACAGCAGCUCAGAGAGUCCCCAAAGAAGGACAAACGUUUUUCCAAAAGCCUGAGAGUUGCCCAUCUGUGCCAGAAGGUAGUCUGAAGCUUGACCUGGGCAUCAUCAAUGCAAACCAGCGUGUUCCCUUGUCACGUAACAUCGAGCGCCGCUCCACCUCCCCCUGGAAUUACACCGUCACCUGGGACCCCAACCGGUACCCCUCAGAAGUUGUACAGGCCCAAUGUAGGCACUUGGGCUGCGUCAAUGCUCAAGGAAAGGAAGACAUCUUCAUGAAUUCCGUUCCCAUCCAGCAAGAGACCCUGGUCCUCCGGAGGAAGCACCAAGGCUGCUCUGUUUCUUUCCAGUUGGAGAAGCUGCUGGUUACUGUUGGCUGCACCUGCGUCAAACCCCUUAUCCACCAUGUGCACUGAGAGAGGCACAUCAACUCAACUGAAGAAGCUGUAGCGAUGCCACUCCUUACCCAGGGCUCUGCAACAAGCCCUAUUGAUCCCCAGUUCCCUCUGUGUCACAGGACUCUUAAUAAGACCUGCAUGGAUGGAAACACAGCGUAUUCACAAUGUAUGUGUGCAUGCACUGUAUUUUAUAUUUGAUACCGAAAUGUUAGGAGACAAAUUAAUACAUUCAGUGCUAAUAUAAUAAAGUAUUAAUAAUU
Molecule: messenger RNA, 11208 nt
Organism: Callithrix jacchus (white-tufted-ear marmoset)
Lineage: Eukaryota; Metazoa; Chordata; Mammalia; Primates; Cebidae
Source: RefSeq, a predicted model, not a curated record